AAAUUUGACAGCAUCAGUUAAUUUCACACUGUCAGCGUGCUAUGACAAUAAUUGUGAAAUGAGGGAGCUCGUGAUAAAUCUCAGCAUUCGAUUCGACAAAUCACUCUACGCAACUACGUACGUACUACGUAGUGCACUCUAGAAAGCGAAGGAUAGAAAGAGAGGGAGAGAGAGAAGGUAUCAUGCAGUAAUUCGACGCAUUCAGUUGCGUUUGGUCAUCGUGUGGACGUGUAGAGUUGUUGUAUUCUUCAAUGAAUUGACAAGAACAGAAUAAAAAUAAAUAUGCGCUGGUUAAUUCUGUGUAUCUUUGCGGUUAUGCUAAUGCACAGCAUAGAUGGGAAUGGCGACGAGGCGCCGUUAACCAAACUCGGCGCAAAAACCGGGCCGACUCUGAGGUUCUUUUAUUGCUACUCGUGCGGCUAUAGAAAAGCCUUCGAACAGUACGUAAAUAUUCUUAAGCAGAAGUAUCCAGAACUUCAUAUCGAAGGCGAGAAUUUCAAUCCACCUGGUUAUAAUAUGUUAAUUGCGAAAGCACUGGGCACAUUAAAAAUACUUAUAAUUGUUCUAAUUGUAAGUGGAACUGAUUUUGGUUUGCCCCGAAUAUCGAUAUGGCAGUGGUGUUUAAAGAAUCGUUUUUAUUCCUGUGUAUUGAUUUUCCUGCUUGGCAAUGCUAUAGAAGGCAUAUUGGUCUCAUCGGGUGCAUUUGAGAUACAUUUCAAUGAUGUUCCUGUUUGGUCAAAACUUGAAACUGGCAGGAUACCACAACCACUGGAAUUAUUUCAAAUAAUUGACUUUCACCUAGAUAUGCAAUUUUCAGAAAUGGAAAUGGAUGUAGGAAAAAUCAAGUUCCAAACAUAAAACAUAAUGUUAUUUCAUAUUCUCAAAUUGAUAAAUCUAAACUGUACCAUACCAGAAAGAAUGCUAAUGGUGUAAUGUGAUGAAAAUAUGUACAAUAUGUAUUUGUUAAGUAAAUAAGGUCUUUAAUGUAUAUCUUAUCAUAGAACAUAAUUCCAUUAAGACUACAAACAUAUAUAAGUG
Messenger RNA from Trachymyrmex cornetzi, 1038 nucleotides. RefSeq names its product selenoprotein T (gene SelT). Bases 283 to 858 code for a protein of 191 amino acids. The transcript is spliced from 4 exons. Gene Ontology annotation, cellular component: endoplasmic reticulum membrane. Gene Ontology annotation, molecular function: thioredoxin-disulfide reductase (NADPH) activity. Gene Ontology annotation, biological process: cell redox homeostasis. Lineage: Eukaryota; Metazoa; Arthropoda; Insecta; Hymenoptera; Formicidae. The record is from RefSeq and is a predicted model, not a curated record.